This is a messenger RNA of Leptosia nina, 327 nucleotides long. The record is from the annotation of a GenBank genome assembly. NCBI's taxonomy places the organism in Eukaryota, Metazoa, Arthropoda, Insecta, Lepidoptera, Pieridae.
AUGGGAAUUGAGCGAAGUAAAAAGUUAGUGUUAGCAUCGUUUUCGGAUUACGGGCGUGGAGUGCUCACCAAGACAAGAAUUAGAACUGGAGAGGAACUGAUAAAUUUGCCUCUCAAUCUCACUAUCAACGUCACGACCUUGCUCAUGGACGAAGAGUUUUGCUCCAUCUUCGAAGGCAGUUUGCUAGAAUACAAACACUCUGUGUCGUUUCAAAAUAUGAUUAAUCACAGUGCUAAAGCUCAGAAUGAAACUAAGCUCAUUGUGGAAAACAAAGUAAAAAAUGUUUCCCUUUUUGCCUUAUGUGAGGAUGCAUUUUCAAAGUGUUAG